GAUACAGUAUAGGGAUUUUAUGUUUCUAGGGUUAUCACUUACAAAGCAGCUAUGGAAGAUUCACAACUUUCUCCCUCACGUAACCUAGAUCAAGCCGGAAACUCCUCAACAAACAUUCCUUUUGAUCUCACAUUAGAGAUAGUCUCGAGACUUCCGGCAAAACCUAUAAUCCGGUUCCAAGCCGUGUCAAAGCUCUGGUUCUCUACCAUCCGCAGUAAAAAUUUCACCGACUCGUUCCUGACUAGGUCAAAGACUCGUCCUCGUCUCUUUUUCACCUUUAAACACUUCGAUUCCCGGAAACGUUUCAUCUUCUCAGCUCCUGAACGCGACAACAAUGACAAAUCCUCCACAGUUGUCGCCAGACACGACAUGACGAUCUCGGAUGUCGCCUACAUCAGAUCUCUCCCCGUCAACGGUUUGUUUUGCUACACGCGUGGUGAUUCGAUCGCGGUUUGUAAUCCCACCACUAGACAAAUAGUUAAAUUGCCAGAUGUGGAAUCCAACGGAAGAGACGUAUACACACACGUCUUGGGUAUGAUCCGGUUCAAGACCAAUACAAAGUGUUGUGUGUAAUGAUGUUCGAUGGACACGACGCCAAUCAACAAGAUAUCCAACAGGAACACUUCGUUUUCACGCUAAGCUCUCAACAAAAAGAGUGGAGAAAGAUUGACAUAACCAAAGAAGAAGAUCCUUACCGCCACAUGAAAGGUGGGAUUUGCAUAGAUGGUGCUAUACACUAUGGAGUUUUGUAUAGAAAAAUAGCUAGAUUUGAUGUUAGAACCGAGAAGAUUGAGUUCAUUCAAGGACCAGAAGACUUUAAUGCAAUCUCAUGUUAUUCAACACUUAUAAAUUACCAAGGAAAAUUAGCAUGUGUAGCGUUUGACCCCUACUGUAACACUGAGAUGGGUAUGUAUAUUCUACAAGAUGUUGAGAAACAAGAAUGGUCAAGCAUCAUAACUUGUGAUGUGCCUAGUGAGUGGGGAGAUUUGUUUGAAAAAGAGAGAUCUUUGUGCACCGGAAAGAUUCAUACGGGCGAGGUUAUGAUUGUUUCCACACCUGCGAGGUUAAAGUCAUAUAUGCCAUUUUUUGUUAACUAUUGUGAUAUAACUAGGGAGAGUAUUAGAAGAUGUGAGAUUGAUGGAAUUGCGGAUUAUGAGUUUAGACGUAUCCAUGGAAUUGGUAAGCGUACUCGUGAAAUGUUGUGUUUUCCAGGUCACAUUGAGAAUAUUAUCUUCUUUCAUUAGACCAUCCGCAACGAGGGGUUUUAGAGUGGUUCUUAGCUUUUUGAUUGAAUAAAAUUAAAUCAAUAAUGCUUUCUAUUAC
Messenger RNA from Arabidopsis thaliana (thale cress), 1323 nucleotides. Its product is annotated as F-box family protein. NCBI's taxonomy places the organism in Eukaryota, Viridiplantae, Streptophyta, Magnoliopsida, Brassicales, Brassicaceae. The record is from RefSeq and is marked reviewed. Bases 573 to 1244 code for a protein of 223 amino acids. The transcript has a single exon.